AUGACCAAGGACCAAAAAGGGCUAAGGGGCGAAAAGGGCCAAGGGCCAAAAAGGGCCAAGAGCCAAAAAGGGCCAAGAGCCAAAAAGGGCCAAGAGCCAAAAAGGGCUAAGGGCCAAAAUGGGCCAAGGCCGAAAAUGGUUAUGGGGCCUGAGGUACACAAUGUAUCUGACUACAGCUACUAUGACUACGAGAUAGACGAUGACUGUUUUUACAGCUACAAUAAUAGUGAUUAUGAAGACAACGCACAGCCUAGGACAUGGAACUGUUUCUAUUGGGAUGAACUCAUACCUACUCUGGUAGUCUACGGUACGACGUUUCUUCUAGGAGUCGUAGGCAACACGCUCAUAGUUUUUACCAUCUGUAGGUAUCGAAGAAUGAAGAGUACAACAAACGUGUUCCUAGCUAGCCUAGCCUCGGCCGACCUCCUUCUGUUACUCAUCUGUAUACCUGUCAAGGUGGCAAAGUUAUUCUCCUACACGUGGACAAUGGGGAUCCUGCUUUGCAAAGUAGUCCAUUACAUGCAGAACGUGUCCGCUAUUUGCUCAGUGCUUACCCUCACUGCUAUUAGUGUUGAAAGGUACUACGCAAUAGUCCAUCCAAUGAAAGCAAAAUAUAUUUGCACCAUAAGUCAGGCCAAGAAGAUUAUUCUAGCAACAUGGUUGGCGUCUAUUUUGCUCGCUUUGCCUAACCUUGCUAUUCAGGUGCACAUGGCAGUUGGACCCCGUUUCAACCUUUUUUACUGUACAUUGGACUACGACAACCGACCCUUGCUGAAGCUGUACCAGCUGUACAUGCUGGGCCUGAUACUGGUAGUACCUACCAGCGUCAUGGUAGUGACCUACAGUGCUAUCUGCUGGGAGAUUUGGCAAGUCAUGAAGGAAAGGCAUCGCAUGGUGACAGGCAGAGCAACUCACAUGUUCGAGAGUAUACCACUUACCAAGAGAGAGAGUGGAGGGUUCAAAAACGAGAACAUUGCAAGCGACGACCGCAGCAACAAUGUUAGACAAACGUUCCAGGUCAUCAAGAUGCUGGUGUUGAUUGUGGUGAUGUUUGUGGUGUGCUGGGGCCCCAUCAUAGUCCUAGAUCUGCUGACGGCCUACCACGUGGUCCCAGAACACGCCGCGGGCACCACAAAACAUGUGAGGACGGUGUUCCAUCUCAUGGCGUACUUCAACAGUUGCGUCAACCCGCUGGUGUACGGCUUCAUGUCAAAGCACUUCAGGGAGAGUUUCCAGAAGACUCUUUGUCGUUGGUGUCGUGGACCUCCACGGCGUCAACUGUCUGUUUCCCAGAGUCGAGCGACUUCCAUAAGGUUUAAGGAGAGAGACAGAUCUACUAUGCUAACUCAGCUGACGACACAUUCUCCUCACCAUCUGUAAAACUACAGAGUGACCUUGAACCUUAAGGUGCCUAAUUAAUGAAAAUCUUAAGGUGUGUGGAAGCUUAAACAAGCUAAGUACAAACAAAAGUCUGUGGAGUUCUUCAUGGUACAUGAAAGACAAUGGACUUCUUAUUGGAAUCCAAAAUAUAUUUAAAUACCCAGUGUGGAUUUAAAAUCCAACGCUUAACUCUCUUAAGACAAGAAUAACAAAUUAAAGGGAUGUUUUA
This is a messenger RNA of Macrosteles quadrilineatus (aster leafhopper), 1609 nucleotides long. RefSeq names its product QRFP-like peptide receptor. Gene Ontology annotation, cellular component: plasma membrane. NCBI's taxonomy places the organism in Eukaryota, Metazoa, Arthropoda, Insecta, Hemiptera, Cicadellidae. The record is from RefSeq and is a predicted model, not a curated record. Bases 1 to 1380 code for a protein of 459 amino acids. Gene Ontology annotation, molecular function: neuropeptide Y receptor activity. The transcript has 9 exons. Gene Ontology annotation, biological process: G protein-coupled receptor signaling pathway.